AUGGAUCAGCAACGACACGAUCUGAGCGACGACGAUGCUCAUGUCAAGCUUGAGACGACUGAGCAACACGACGGCGACCAACGACGAACGACCCUGGUAACACAUCCAGAGGGCCAUGUCGCCUUUCCUGGCCACAUACCUCCCGCAGUCGACUCCCCCGAAAGCCCACAGUCCCCCAAACACGCGGGCAAGAAUGCGAGUGCUGAUGACGGAAGACCGCGCAUAAGAUCAGAGCCCGGGCUUGUAUCGGACGCUUCGACUCGACUUGCAACAUCUCAAUCCCAGACCCGACCAAAGCCUACCAAGACGUGGCAGACGGAGCAGCUACGGCGCAACCACCGACAACACUCUUUCUUCCGACCAGGUCCCGCCAGGGCCGGCACAUCAUACCUUAACAAGGCCAUCUGGGAAGGUACACGGUCGGAUUCCAGCUCCAGCUCCAGUUCCCUGAACGAGGAUGACGGCCAGGACGUAUCCGACCAAGAACAGAGGCGGAGGGCCCACGAGAAGAUGGCUGCUGCGAACGAAGACGAGGAUAGAUACCGUCGGUUCAAUGUUGGCAACCAGAACUAUCGCACGACCGGAAAAGUGAAGAAGGAUGGCCGUCUGCGCAUCACAGUUAACGAGACGGCGGGCACCGGAUAUCUGGCCAAGGCUCUGGGGGCCGCCAUGAACAAGGUUUCAUCCACGAGAGACGACCAAGGGCAUCAAGUGCCAGAGAUCAGACUGCCUGACGGAUUACGCUCAUCUUCUGCUUCGAUCGCGGACACAAAGCCUCGCUCACGACUGAACAUCGUCAUCAUGGUCAUUGGCUCGCGAGGAGAUGCCCAGCCAUUCCUCAAGAUCGGCAAAGUUCUCAAGGAGGACUACGGACACCGCGUGCGCAUCGCCACGCAUCCUGCAUUCCGUGACUUUGUUGAGAAGGACUCAGGCCUGGAGUUCUUCUCUGUUGGCGGCGACCCAUCCGAGCUGAUGGCCUUCAUGGUCAAGAACCCCGGCCUGAUCCCGACACUAGAGACGGUCAAGGCCGGCGACAUCGGGAGACGUCGUGCUGCCAUGGCUGAGAUGUUUGAUGGUUUCUGGCGUGCUUGUAUCAACGCGACGGAUGACGAGUCGGAUCGACAAAAUCUGAAGAUGAUGGGCGAGAAGGACCCCUUCGUGGCCGACGCUAUCAUCGCCAACCCCCCUAGCUUCGCACACAUUCACUGCGCUGAGGCUCUGGGCAUACCCGUGCACCUAAUGUUUACCUUCCCUUACACUCCAACGCAAGCCUUCCCUCAUCCUUUGGCGAGCAUCAAGAAUUCCAAUGUCGAUGCUGGAUAUACCAACUUCAUCUCAUAUCCUUUGGUUGAGAUGAUGGUCUGGCAAGGCCUUGGCGAUCUGGUCAACGAAUUUCGUGUCAAGACGCUGGCCCUGGAUCCCGUCUCAACCCUUUGGGCCCCUGGUGCCACAUAUCGACUCCAUGUUCCGUUUACAUACCUGUGGUCACCAGGUCUGGUGCCGAAGCCGGAAGACUGGGGAAGCGAAAUCGACGUGUCCGGCUUCGUCUUUCUCGACCUGGCCUCAACUUUUAAACCCCCCAAAGAACUCGAGGACUUUCUGGAGGCUGGCGAAGCUCCCAUUUAUAUUGGCUUUGGUUCAAUCGUUGUGGACGAUCCUGAUAGAUUCACCCAAAUGAUCUUCAAGGCCGUUGAGAUGGCGGGUGUUCGUGCCUUGGUCUCCAAAGGCUGGGGCGGACUUGGCGGCGAUGAUGUCCCAGACAACAUCUUCAUGCUCGACAACACGCCUCAUGACUGGCUCUUCCCGAGAGUCAAGGCGUGUGUCAUCCAUGGAGGCGCAGGGACAACGGCCAUAGCUCUCAAAUGCGGAAAGCCAACCAUGAUCGUCCCCUUCUUUGGUGACCAGCACUUCUGGGGCAAGAUGGUAAGCAGCGCAGACGUUGGCCCUGAGCCAGUCCCCUACAAGCACUUAAGUCCUGAGAAGCUGGCCGAGGGCAUCAAAUUCUGUCUCACCGACAAGGCCAGGGACGCUGCAGGAGAAAUUGCCAAGCGCAUUGCGGAAGAGGGUGAUGGAGCGACGAAUGCCGUCAAGGAGUUCCACAGACAAUUGAACCUCAAGGAUCCAAGCAUCUUGCGAUGCUCUAUUCUCAAAAACCAAACCGCCGUCUGGGAGUUGAAGGGCACUCGCGUCAGACUCAGUCCGUUGGCGGCAGAUAUCCUAGUGGACAACGGCCUCCUUAGUUGGAAACGCCUGAGGUUGAUCAGGCAUGCCGAGUGGAAUGACUUCGAGGGCCCUGGUGAGCCGGUUACAGGAGUUGCAGGAUCGAUCGCCGGCACAGUUGGCGAGGCGUUUACCGGUAUCGUCAGUGUUCCGUAUCACUGGGCGAAGAGGACGAGAUCCCGGAGAAAGAAGAAGGGUAAGAAAGGACCCAAGUCUAGCUCCAAGGAGCAGGCAAAGAUGAACGGCAAUGGGGCAGAAAACGACGCAGCUGACUCGGAUGACCCUGUGGACGCUGCAUCCCUCCACACUGAGACGACAAUCGGCGAAACCAGAGGCCAGUAUGUCGGCGACGUGGCAAACGGCGUUGAAAGGACAGCGACUGCCAUUGCAAAGGCACCGGUAGAUCUUUCAAUGGCCCUGGCUCAGGGAUUCCACAACGCUCCUCGUCUGUACGGAGAUGACACUGUCCGACGGCCGCCUCGAGUGACGGGCUUCCGUUCUGGCCUUCGGGCGGCGCGCUUCGAGCUUGUUUACGGUGUCUACGAUGGCUUCACUGGUGUGGUUCGCCUUCCGAUCCGAGGCGCGAAGCAAAAUGGCGCGAUCGGGUUUGUCAAAGGAACAGGUAUGGGCCUGACGGGACUGGUCCUCAAGAAUCUUGCUGCCAUCGUGGGGCCCGUCGGAUACACACUCAAAGGUGUGGUCAAGCAAGCUGAACGAUCCAAGACGCCACAAAAGUUGAUCCGUCGUGCUCGCAUCGUCCAAGGGCAGAGGGAAAUCAAGGAUCUCCCAGAUGACAGGCGGAAGGACCUCGCAAAGGAGGUUGUUGAGGGAUGGCACGUCAUGAAGGACCUCUGCGAGAUGGUCAAGAAUGUAGAGCGGCAACGAGGCCUUGUCGGGCAUAUCGAUAGGGUACUCCUCGACACAGGCGCCCUCUUCGAAGACGUCGACACCGCAAAGAAAUCCCUGGAGGCGUUGAAGAAGGGCGAAACCUUGGAGGAUGUCCUGAGCCCGGAGCGAGGAAGGGGCCGUGACGGAGAGAAGAGAGGCGAGAAACGCAGCGUCUCUAUUCGAAGAUCGCUUAAUUUGGCCAAGAGGAGUGAAGACCGGAAGCGGGCAUUCUCGCCAGAGAAACAGGAGACCGGUCAGAGUCAGCAGGAGUCUGCCCAGGGAGACAGGCUGCUUGUUCCGGGAAGUUGUUAG
Messenger RNA from Fusarium keratoplasticum, 3420 nucleotides. Its product is annotated as Glyco-transf-28 domain-containing protein. Lineage: Eukaryota; Fungi; Ascomycota; Sordariomycetes; Hypocreales; Nectriaceae. The record is from RefSeq and is a predicted model, not a curated record. Gene Ontology annotation, molecular function: UDP-glycosyltransferase activity; hexosyltransferase activity. The transcript has a single exon. Bases 1 to 3420 code for a protein of 1139 amino acids. Gene Ontology annotation, biological process: carbohydrate metabolic process.